AAGACGGAGGGAACUGCUGGGACCCGGCUGUAACAACAUACACAGCCAUAGUUUUAGUUUCAGCUGUUCAGGGCCUGAGCAAUAUAGUCGUACAUUUUAGUCUGGAAAUAAAAACUAGAACGCAGUAGCGCAGUGAUUUAUUUACGAACACUCAGGGUGUGAAAAGCGGACUCGGUUAAGGUGUAACUACAAUAUUUUUUAAUAUAAUGGGGGAGGUUGCCUUGUUCGUGUUAUUGUUGCUCAAUUAAUGGCAAUGCUAAAUGCAUAGUAACCGAAAUCGUGGGCGUAAAAUACAUUGGACAGUAAAAAUAAAAACUAUUUGCAAGGUUUUCUAGGCAAGGGCUUGGUUUUAAGCGUCAGAUUUAACAUGUUUUAAUUUUUUUAGCCACGACGUUUAAAUGUAAAUGACUUAAGUUGAUUUUCCAAACGAAAGAGGAGUAUGGUGAGGGGGACAUCUUUUGUCUUCACUGUGCUGGAUAUGCUAAUAUGAAUGACAGGACAGUGUCGGUAAAGCUUUUUUUUUAUUUUUUAUUUUUUUUAAUUAUUUUUAAUGUUUCAUUGUUAUUUCAGUCCUGGUAACACUGUUGCAUUUUUCUUUUUAGUGGAACAUAGAGGUAGUCUUGGAAGAUCAACAUUGAUAUUGCAGUGUGUCUUUUGAGUAACCUAAAGCGAACUGUAAACUUGCAUUUAACUAGUUUUAUUUAUUUAUUUAUUUAUUUAUUUAUUUAUUUGUUUGUUUUCUUUUAACGUAACUAUAGUUUACGGUACAUACAAGGGACUUUUAUUUGUUUCAUGCUGGAGAUUAAUGACAAAAGUGAAACUGGUCGUGACUUGGCCGCGUUAGGUGUACCCUACACAUGCUGUAGAAAAAAAUAGCGCUUGGUCGAGUCGACAUCGACACGAUAGAAUAGAAUCCAUUGUUACAAGUUUUGUUUAGCCCAGAUCCUUGUUUGAUGAUUUGGUAUUAAUUUGAGUAAUAAAACGUAUUUCUAGAACUAAAUACUUUUUUUUUUUCAUUCAAAAUAAAUUUUAACAAGUGUAUUCAAAAUAGAUGUGAUUCACAAGUCUUUCUCCAUCAAUUGCUAUGGCCUGCAGUUUAGUCUCAAAUAAAUUUGCUCUCUUGGUUGGGAAAUACGUCCACUUCAUCAUCAGUUUCAGCCUUUUGGGAAAUGUGGUUCAAGCAGAGCACAAUGAAAAUGUAUAUGUUUCAGGGAUUUCCAGUGCCUGUGGAGAUGUUCCAGAGCAAAUCAGGGCACCGAGUGGAAUCAUCACCAGCCCUGGGUGGCCAUUUGAAUAUCCAGAUAGAAUCAACUGCAGUUGGUAUAUUAGAACUAACCCGGGUGAAAUCAUAACUAUCAGUUUUCAGGAUUUUGAAAUUCAGAGCGCUCACAGAUGCAGCUCUGAUUGGAUCUCUAUUGGAACUUACAAAACCCUUGAUGGCUAUCGGGCUUGUGGCUCCUCAAUUCCAGCACCUUACAUCUCUUCCCAGGACCAUGUGUGGAUCAAAUUUCAUUCAGAUGAUAGUGAGACUGGGAAAGGCUUUAGGCUUUCUUACAUAACAGGAAAACCUCAGGAGCCCAGCUGUGACUGGGAUCAGUUUCACUGUGCAAAUGGGAAAUGCAUCCCUGAGACUUGGAAAUGCAACACAAUGGAUGAAUGUGGAGACAACUCGGAUGAAGAGCUAUGUUUGCAGUCCAACCCCACUACUGCCUACUUUUUUGAGCCUUGUGCAUUUAACCAGUUCCAGUGUCUUUCACGCUACACCAGAGUUUACACUUGCCUUCCAGAAUCCCUUAAGUGUGAUGCCAACAUUGACUGCCAAGAUUUGGCAGAUGAGAUUGACUGUGACGUUCCAACAUGUGGGGAGUGGCUCAGAAACUUCUACGGUACCUUCAACUCUCCCAAUUAUCCUGACUUCUACCCACCUGGGAGCAACUGCACCUGGAUUAUCGACACAGGCGAUCAACGUAAGGUCAUUUUGCACUUUACGGAUUUCAAGCUUGAUGGUACAGGCUAUGGGGACUAUGUUAAAGUGUAUGAUGGUCUGGAAGAGCAUCCCCAUAAGCUUCUGCGUGUCCUGACGGCAUUUGACUCUCGAGCACCGGUUACAGUCAUCUCUUCCUCUGGGCAAAUCCGGAUUCACUUCUAUGUGGAUAAGAUCAAUGCAGCUCGUGGGUUUAAUGCCACCUACCAGGUGGAAGGUUUUUGCUUGCCAUGGGAGAUCCCAUGUGGGGGCAAUUGGGGCUGUUACACAGAGCAGCAGCGAUGCGAUGGCUACUGGCACUGUCCCAAUGGCAGGGAUGAGGUGAACUGCAGCACAUGCCAAAAGGAUGAGUUUCCAUGCACCAGGAACGGGAUCUGCUACCUCCGCUCAGAGCGCUGUAACUACCAAAACCGCUGUCCCAAUGGCUCUGAUGAGAAGAACUGCUUCUUCUGCCAGCCAGGCAACUUCCACUGCAAAAACAACCGGUGUGUUUUCGAAAGCUGGGUCUGCGACUCUCAGGAUGACUGUGGAGACGGCAGCGAUGAAGAGAACUGUCCGGUGAUUGUCCCAACCCGGGUGAUCACUGCAGCUGUUAUUGGGAGUCUCAUCUGUGGUCUGCUCCUUGUUAUAGCGCUCGGGUGCACAUGCAAACUUUAUUCGCUGAGGAUGUUUGAGCGAAGGUCAUUUGAAACCCAACUGUCAAGGGUUGAGGCAGAGUUGCUAAGAAGGGAGGCACCCCCCUCCUACGGCCAACUGAUUGCACAAGGUUUGAUCCCGCCAGUGGAAGAUUUCCCAGUGUGCUCAGCAAGCCAGGCAUCAGUGUUGGAAAACCUCAGACUAGCAGUACGUUCCCAGCUUGGAUUUACUUCAAUCAGACUUCCAACGACUGGGAGAAGCAGGAACAUUUGGAGACGCCUCUUCAAUUUCACAGGGUCUCAACGCUCUGGUUCCCUGGCUUUAGUCUCUGGUGAUGCAGAGGAUGGCACUGCUGAAAACUGCACAGCCAGAGAGCCUGAAAGAACUGGUGCACACGAAAGUCUUCUUCCCCUUGAUUCUGACGACACUGACGCAGGGAGUGAGAGGCAGGACAUCCCAGUUGCAUUCAGGGGAGUCUCUGCUUUGCUACCUCAGAAGACCCCACCAACGACCGCAGUGGAGGUUACAGUAGCACCGUCCCGAAGUGCAACACCCCGGCAGGCAAGCAGGAACAACACAGGCAAUGCAAGAGAAGUUGGAACUGUUGAACCCCCCUCUCUCGGCCCAGGUAGACAACAACUAACCAAUGCAUUCAGUCGUAUGACUCAAAGUCUUCGAUGGGUAAGCUUCUCUCUCAGAAGAUCCUGCUCAACAAACCCGAACCAAAGCCCUUUACGGCAGCUUGAUCACGGGAACGGUAGAAGAGAUGAAGACGACGACGUGGAACUGUUGAUUCCUGUUUCUGAUGCAGCAUCAGACAUUGACUUGAACGACUGUUCUAGGCCUUUACUUGAACUUGCCUCAGAACAACAUGGGCAGGGGCCUAUCCACCCUAAUGCUGCUACAUUACACAGAGCAAGGCCACCUAGCAGGGAUGGGCCUUGUGAACACUGUGGUGUAGUUCAUACUGCUCAGAUACCUGAUGCAUGCUUGGAAGCAAUUGUAAAAAGUGAAACGAGUGAUGAUGAAGCAUUGCUGCUUUGUUAGGUACUAUAUUUAAUAUAGGUACGCUACAAUUUUAGGAAUCUGUUUAAUGCUUUAUUUUUUUAUUUAUUUUUUUUUUAUUUAUUUAUUUUUAUCUUAGCUUUUAAGAUAAUGCCGCUCUAAAACAGCUGUGCAGAAGCUGCAUGCAGUUUAUAAUACAGCCCAAGUGCUCCCCAAAAGUGGAUCUUUUUAAGUUAAUUUUAUUUUAAGAAAAAAAAAAAAUCAAGUUCUCUUUUAAAACAAUAUAAAUGUUACUGUGCCAGUUGUCAUCUUACUCCAUGGAGUGAUAAAAUUAUAUCUUUUGAAGACUGCACUUCUGAAUAUUUUUAUACAUAGCAAAAUCAGCAAAAUAUUUAAUGCAACCUCACACAUUUUAGAAAAGGCAUAAAUAAGAACCCAAGAGGUCCCACACUGACAGUAAAAUAACCUGAUGUCUAAACUAUGAUUAAAAGCUGAAACAUUGUGAUUCCUAAUCUUCAAAAUUGAAUGAAUUAAAUUUAUUAUAUUAAUAUGGCUUCAGGCAUUUCUUUAAAAGAUACCAUCUAUCCUUAAAGGGGAAUUUACAAACAAGGACACUGGCUUACCAUUUUAUUGGUACUAUGUUUAAGGAGAUUGAGAUCUGUGAUCGCACCCCCACUCCCCAUUGGUACUCGGCUAAUUACAAAAGCUUUUGAUUUUAAUUAGUAAGGCUAAAUUAUUCAAUUGGACAGAGUGGAAAGGAACGGUUUGCAAACUCUAUAAUGUCUAAUCCACAGCUGUUAGUGUUAUUUAUUACUUCAUUAUUUUUUGUAAACUAAAUGUUUUGGUACUGAACAUGUGAUUGUAUAUGUAUUUAUUUGUCUUUUGGGAAGCAUGUUGCAAAUUGUCUUGUGCAUUUGUUGUGAUAUGCUGUCA
Molecule: messenger RNA, 4558 nt
Organism: Polyodon spathula (Mississippi paddlefish)
Lineage: Eukaryota; Metazoa; Chordata; Actinopteri; Acipenseriformes; Polyodontidae
Product: low-density lipoprotein receptor-related protein 12-like
Exons: 7
Coding region: 1085-3667 (860 amino acids)
Cellular component (GO): plasma membrane
Molecular function (GO): low-density lipoprotein particle receptor activity; protein binding
Source: RefSeq, a predicted model, not a curated record